Orbicella faveolata is the source of this 1576-nucleotide messenger RNA. Its product is annotated as mediator of RNA polymerase II transcription subunit 31-like. Gene Ontology annotation, biological process: regulation of DNA-templated transcription. Gene Ontology annotation, cellular component: mediator complex. The record is from RefSeq and is a predicted model, not a curated record. NCBI's taxonomy places the organism in Eukaryota, Metazoa, Cnidaria, Anthozoa, Scleractinia, Merulinidae. Gene Ontology annotation, molecular function: transcription coregulator activity.
UUUUAGCAACACAAUGAAGCGAGACAGCACGCCUUGUUUUAAGGUUAGCAGCGGUUACUCAAAGAGCAGACUUGCCUUCAAACAUUUCUUCUUAAACUGUCCCUCAACUAAAUUCAUUAUGGCGGCCAUGAUGGAAACUUCCGAAGCAAACUCACAAGAAACAGAAGAUCGGGCGCGUCUGAGGUUCCAAGUUGAAUUAGAGUUUGUCCAGUGUCUAGCGAACCCUCAUUAUUUAAAUUUUCUGGCCCAGAGAGGCUUCUUUAAAGAGCAGUCAUUUGUAAAUUACUUGAAGUAUCUGCUGUACUGGAAGAAGCCAGAGUAUGCCAAAUUCUUAAAAUACCCUCAGUGUCUACAUUUUCUUGAACUUCUCCAAUAUGAACAUUUUCGCAGGGAACUUGUGAACCCUGCCUGUGCUAAGUUCAUUGAUGAACAGCAAAUUCUUCACUGGCAGUAUUAUUCCAGAAGAAGGAUGAGGAUCAGUGUACCAAAAGCAUCUGGACAAACAGGUUCUGGGUCUGAGGCAGAACCAUCUUAAAAAAUGAAAAUUCCCUGUUUAAAAUGUUAUGUACCAUAGUGUAAAUAUGUUUCAAGCCCUAUGUAUCUGCCCUGCCAAGGUUCUCAGAAAUAUAAAGGAGUAGAUGUAACAUGGUUUAAUUUUCCAACUGUUUCAAGCUCACCUGCAGAUGAGUCAAAUUCAGGACACUGGUAGCUUUGUUUGUUAUCCAGUUACAAGUAGUGUUAAAGCACUUGAAUUUCAACACAAAUGUGACAACUCUUAAGCAUAGAAGUUUGAUGACAUUUGACAUCAACCUGAUAUUGAGAUAACAUAAUUUGUUUCGUCACUGUCUUUACACUAUCAUUCUAUUCUCAUGCAGACAGGCAAUUGCCCUCAUUUUGAUUACGAUUACAUGCAAUGCAUGUGGUACUUAGCAGGGGUUUCAUUAACAUUUUCAGCAGGGGGGCAACUGGAUCUCAUAGGUGGGCGAAGCUUUUUGAACUGAACUUCUUUAAAAGGUAGUCUUUCCUCUACAUGUAAAUUGUCAAACCAGGCGGGCAAAAUCAAUUUGUGUGGUGCCUGGCCCUUAAUGAAACUCCCGACUUAGUCUAGUAGAUACCACAUCUAAGUUACAUAAGUUGAGAUGGGUUACCUUGAGAAUAAAGCCUAAUGUGGGAAAUAAACUCUCUUACCCCUUAUCAUCUCUUAAUGAUAAUCAUAAGGAAUCAAAAUUUUUAGCUUAGAACUCAACCAUCUCUUGUCCAUCAACAUCCAUAAAAAAGUGUUGUAUAAGUUCUUUGAAAUUGAUUUUGUGAUAAAAAUUAAUGCUAUAAGCGGACAAUGUUUUGACCGUUCAAUGGUCAUUUUCAAGUUCGGUAGAAGAAUAAACUUGAAAAUGGUGAAUGGUCGAAACUUUGUUCGCUUAUAGCGUCAGUUUUUAUCACAAAGUGCUGUAUGGUGUGAAAAGGCAUAAAACAAAAACACAUUGCAUGCAAAUUUCUUCUUUAUUAAAUACCUAUUUGUAAACUACAACUUAUUAAGAAAGAUUCAAUAAAUUAAAUGUACAAAGAAGUAUCUUAA